AUGCAGGCCGCCGCACAAGAAGAAGCGGCCGCCGCUCUGGCAAGCAUCGUACCCGAGACACAACUACACACCGAGACGUAUCAGUUUCCCGCAGAAAGGCUGCGGCGGAGGCAGAUGCACGCGGACAGAAUUCCUCUCGUCCUCGUUGCCUGCGGUUCGUUCAGCCCUCUGACCUUCCUCCACCUGCGCAUGUUCGAGAUGGCAUCCGACUAUGCCAAGACCAACACCAAGUUCGAAAUCAUUGGCGGUUUCCUUUCCCCCGUGUCCUCUGCCUAUAAGAAGCUGGGCCUGGCGGCCGCCAAGCACCGAAUACACAUGUGCACCCUCGCUGCAGAGAAGACGUCUGACUGGGUGACUUGCGACCCCUGGGAGGCUAUCCAACCCGAGUACGUCCCCACCGCUCAAGUGCUGGAUCACUUCGACCACGAGAUAAACACCGUCAUCGGCGGAUGCGAGGAUGUCCACGGCAACAAGCAGCCAGUCCGGAUCGCCCUGCUGGCUGGCGCAGACCUCAUCCAGACCAUGAGCACCCCCGGAGUGUGGUCCGAGAAGGAUCUGGACCAUAUCCUGGGCAAUUUUGGAGCCUUCAUUAUUGAAAGAACUGGCACGGAUAUCGACGAGGCAUUGGCAGGCCUCAAGCAGUAUCAGGAGAAGAUACAUGUUAUCCCACAGGUUAUUCAGAACGACGUAUCUAGCACAAAGGUGCGGCUGAUGAGGAAAAGGGACCUGUCUCUCCGGUAUAUCGUACCAGAACCGGUCAUCGAAUACAUCCAACAAAACAACCUCUAUCAAGAAUAA
This is a messenger RNA of Cryphonectria parasitica EP155, 798 nucleotides long. Its product is annotated as Nucleotidylyl transferase. Gene Ontology annotation, molecular function: nicotinamide-nucleotide adenylyltransferase activity; nicotinate-nucleotide adenylyltransferase activity. Gene Ontology annotation, biological process: NAD+ biosynthetic process. NCBI's taxonomy places the organism in Eukaryota, Fungi, Ascomycota, Sordariomycetes, Diaporthales, Cryphonectriaceae. The transcript has 3 exons. The record is from RefSeq and is a predicted model, not a curated record. The coding region runs from base 1 to 798 and encodes 265 amino acids.